Messenger RNA from Ilex paraguariensis (yerba mate), 2071 nucleotides. The record is from the annotation of a GenBank genome assembly. Lineage: Eukaryota; Viridiplantae; Streptophyta; Magnoliopsida; Aquifoliales; Aquifoliaceae.
CACACACACUUCAAUGUAUCCUACAGCUUGCCUCUCUCCCUUUCAGACACACUCUUUCUCCACCACCAUGCAAGCCCUUCAAUCCCCAGCUCUCCGAGUCUCGCCACUCGACCCACUUCGCAAACAGUCCCCAAAUCUCACUACCACCAGCACCAAUAGAGUCUCAUUCAUCUCAGCUUCAAUCCAACCCAUGACAACCGCACCUCCCAAACGAGAGAAGGACCCCAAGAAAAGGGUGGUCAUCACAGGAAUGGGCUUGGUUUCUGUCUUUGGCAACGACGUUAAUGCGUACUACGACAAACUACUCAGUGGCGAAAGCGGUAUUACAUCCAUUGAUCGAUUCGAUGCGUCCAAAUUUCCCACCAGAUUUGGUGGGCAGAUUCGUGGGUUCAGCUCAGAUGGUUACAUUGACGGGAAAAAUGAUAGGAGGCUUGAUGAUUGUUUGAGGUAUUGCAUUGUUGCUGGCAAGAAAGCGCUUGAAGAUGCCGAUCUAGGUGGCGAUAAACGUUCCAAGAGACUUGGUGGAAUGUCUUUCAACUAUGGCCGACAAUCUGUAACAUGUUCAGUCAGUGGAAAAGACAAGUUUCAGAAGCAGCUUGAGGAAGAAUUAGCCGACACCUUCACCAACUUUUCUAUUGAUAAGGAGCGGGCUGGUGUGCUUGUUGGGACAGGAAUGGGUGGUCUUACAGUUUUCUCUGAUGGUGUUCAGGCUCUCAUAGAGAGAGGUUACAGAAAAAUCACACCAUUUUUUAUACCUUAUGCUAUCACAAACAUGGGUUCUGCCUUGCUUGCAAUUGAUCUUGGUUUUAUGGGACCAAACUAUUCCAUUUCAACUGCUUGUGCUACCUCCAACUACUGCUUCUAUGCUGCUGCCAAUCACAUCCGUCGAGGUGAGGCUGAUAUGAUGGUUGCUGGUGGAACUGAAGCAGCCAUUAUUCCUAUUGGAUUGGGAGGCUUUGUUGCAUGCAGAGCUUUGUCUCAGAGAAAUGAUGAUCCACAAACUGCUUCUAGGCCAUGGGACAAAGAUCGAGAUGGUUUUGUGAUGGGGGAAGGAGCAGGAGUUUUGGUGAUGGAAAGCUUGGAACAUGCAAUGAAAAGAAAUGCACCAAUAAUUGCCGAGUACCUGGGAGGUGCAGUAAAUUGUGACGCUCAUCAUAUGACUGAUCCAAGAUCUGACGGUCUUGGUGUUUCUUCCUGCAUUCAGAGUGCUCUUGAAGAUGCGGGUGUGUCACCUGAAGAGGUUAACUAUAUAAAUGCCCAUGCCACUUCCACUGUAGUUGGCGAUCUGGCUGAGGUGAAUGCUAUUAAAAAGGUAUUUAAGAGCACAUCAGAGAUCAAAAUGAAUGCAACUAAGUCUAUGAUAGGGCAUUGCCUUGGUGCUGCUGGGGGUCUGGAAGCUAUUGCGACAGUGAAAGCCAUUACAACAGGGUGGCUUCAUCCUACUAUAAAUCAAUUCAAUCCAGAGCCUGCGGUUGAGUUUGACACUGUUGCAAACAACAAGCAGCACCAUGACGUGAAUGUUGCCAUCUCAAACUCAUUUGGAUUUGGUGGGCACAACUCUGUUGUGGCUUUUUCCGCAUUCAAGGCCUGAUUGAAUUGUCUGCAUUUCUUGUAGCUGAGGACCAUCUUUACUUAUUCGAGGCUUGGUUUAAUUUCUCAUAGAGGCUGCUUCAUCUUCUUUCUGCGAGUUUCUGCUUAGCACUUUGUGCAUUUAGAGCUGUUAAUUUAAUAAUUUUGGGUUUAAAUUUAGAUUAAGGAUUCGUUAUUUUUGUUUUACGUCGUGCUCUAUUGGAACCUCCAGCAAAUGGUAGACAUGAAAUUUAUCCAGUUUUGAAUUAUUUAGUUGAUAGAGGGUCCUUGGGGGGUUCAAGAACCUUCAAUGGCGUUUGUUGUUGCUACUUGGGCAUUUUUUUUUCCAUGGGAGUUUAUUUUACAAUGAAAUUUUCAAGUCAAGUUGAUUUAAUCUAUAGCUAAUUAUACUAACAUGACAUCUUAAUGCUAAAGCCUUUUUGGAUGCUGUCCCUAUUCAUUGUACAUUGGAUCAUAACGUCUUAAUUGCUAGAGCCUUUAU